AUGGAAAAAAAAACUAUUGAAAAAAUACAAGGUGUUGAAAAUAACACAAUUUUGGAUUCAGGUGAAAGACAUACCGCUAAAAGUAUGCUUACCCAGUUAAGACAAUGCAUAGAAAAUAAAGUAAUUGAAAAAGAUGAAGUACCAAAAUUAAAAACUAUACAAAAUUGGAUCACUCAUUAUACAAAUCAACAUCACCAAGAAGCAGCAGAGAUAAUGGCUCGAGCACAAGAAAAGACCUAA
Molecule: messenger RNA, 240 nt
Organism: Dentiscutata erythropus
Lineage: Eukaryota; Fungi; Glomeromycota; Glomeromycetes; Diversisporales; Gigasporaceae
Source: the annotation of a GenBank genome assembly